AUAAAAUGCUCAGGUUAUAAGAAGCUACACACCAACGCUUAACCUGUUGUCUUCAUUCAGCUCUGUACAGAAUCAAAUCAAGAGAGAGAGAGAGCACAACUUCAAUAAAAAGAGAAAUCGAGAGGAGAAAGAAGACUCUGAUUCACCGGAGAAGGUAUUUGGUUAUUGAAAGAUGAACAGUCGCGCGAUCUACGCCGUCAUAGCGAUCCUGGCGAUCGUAAUCUCAGCCGUCGAAUCAAGCGGCGGCGACUUCGGAGGAGAUUCGCUAGAUUUCGUACGGACAACCAUCGGAGGAUCUUCUUCUUCGCUCUUCUCCGGAGGAUGCAAAGGAUCGAUCGCCGAGUGCAUCGCCGAGGAAGAAGAGAUGGAGUUCGAUUCUGACAUCAGCCGCCGUAUUUUGGCCCAGAAGAAGUACGUCAGCUACGGUGCGAUGAGGAAGAACAGUGUGCCUUGUUCUCGCCGGGGUGCUUCCUACUACAACUGCCAGCGUGGAGCUCAGGCGAAUCCUUACCGCCGUGGAUGCAGCACCAUCACUAGGUGCAGGCGUUGAAGGAAGCUUUUGAGUUUUCUUUUAACUCCAAAUAUUCCUAUUUUGCCCUUCUUCUUCUUCUUCUGUCGUCUCUCUUCUUCCUCAAUUUUCAUUUUUUUAAUUUUUUUUUUCCGGGAUAUAUGGGUUUGAUUUACACAUUGGAAUACUACUACUACUAUAGUCUUCUUCUUUUUGUUUCGAAAAAGAAA
Molecule: messenger RNA, 738 nt
Organism: Capsella rubella
Lineage: Eukaryota; Viridiplantae; Streptophyta; Magnoliopsida; Brassicales; Brassicaceae
Product: protein RALF-like 22
Exons: 1
Coding region: 173-550 (125 amino acids)
Source: RefSeq, a predicted model, not a curated record